GGAAGGAAACGCCAUCGCGGGUGGAGAUUGUAUCCCUUCUCAAGCCUGAGAAGCAGGAGUUGUGCGACUCCUCUCCUUUAUCUACCGUUUGGGUCUGUCUGUCUGUGUGUGUGUGUGUGUGUCAACUAUCACCCACACCGCCUUCACGUGUUAUGCCCCGUAGUAACGAGCAACCAAAGUGUCUUCUAUUUUUUGUAUCACCUUCAGAAAAGCAAGAGAAAACUUUGAGGGUUUCGCGUUGAAAUUGACGGCCAUUUUCGGACACGAUGCGACAGGCACCGAACUCCUCUCCUGGGCACUUCACCGUGCGUGUGCUGUGGCGGCGCAGUGCGGCUGCAGUGGCACUGAGUGCAGCCAUCAGCACAACGGGUCUGCUGCGGCGUGCGCUCAGUACGGCAGCCGCUUUGCCGAUCACGGAAAACGCUGCUGCGGAAGCUUCCUCAGGACCGGCAACUGCAUCGCGCCCGCCACGUCAGCUGCGUCUCGCGGUGGUUCGGCCGGACCUGCUGGAUGACUGGAUUCCCGAACUAAACGACGUGGAUGCACAGAAAAUCUCCUGCAUGGACGAUGUCACGCCCGUUUGGUGGCACUGCCCGCACUGCAACGAGAAAUAUCAGAGCACGGUGCAAUCGCGCGUGGCACGUGGGCGCACUGCCUGUCCGCACUGCAGCGGCUUCGGCAGCGCUGUGGUGGACAACACGUCUGCUGCCUCCGAAGCCGCACCUACAACGAUAACGGCAUUCGCAUCAGACGGUGACGCCUCUCUGAACGUCACACACCCCGACGCAGCCGCGCGGUGGGAUGCGGAGCGCAACGGCGGGUUGUUGCCCUCGCAGGUCACCGCCUGGAGCACGCGGCAGGUGUGGUGGCGGCCCGCGCCGCACUCCAAGUCGCAGCGCAGCUUCAGGCGUCCUGUAUUUGCCUUUGUGCGGGACGCCGCCUCUCCAGACGAUCAGGCGGCUGCUACAGCGGCGAUGGAAUGGAAGUUAUUGUCGUCUAUUCGCGAUGCUGCACGAGUGGAGGAGGCAGAACAACUUGGCUCGAUGCCCGUCACGCUGUCCGCCGAGGCGAUGGCUACCGGCGCGCAGUACGACUCUGCCGUAUGGCGUAAUGCAGCAGAGCAGGUGGACACGGAGCAGGAGGACGAGACGGCGGAAGCCCUGGCUACGAAGGAUGGUGCAACGACGGGUGCAACUGCGCCUCCUCCUUGUGCGAUGUCCCCUGCCGACGCGGCCGCCGUCGCAUUUUUGUGGAAGCCCCGCACAAAACAAUUUCUCACGACGAUGCAGAAGUUCGCAGGAGCAAAGAAAACGCCAAGUCUCAAGCAUUUCCAGCAUCGUUUGCCCUCGUCCGAGAAGCGAGAAGCGGAGGCAGAGGAGGCAGAGGAGGCGGAGGAGAAGGAAGGUGCGGCUAAGCCCGUCGGGCCUGCCGUGCCCUUUCCGCCGCGUGAGGUGUUCUCCCAUUCGUUUGCCCCUUUCAUGCCACGUCCCCUCAGCGUUGCCGCAGCGGUGCGCACGUCACACCGGUGCGCAGACACGGCAACGACGGUGCGCGAGACGCUCCUCAAUCAGUACUGCGACUUCGUGAACCAACAGCGCACGAAGGACUCGUCAUCAUCGACGACGUCGUCGAGGAAGGCGCAGAUGCCACUGCCGCUGCCAGUGUUGGACCUGCACGUGGCGGACGGCACUGCGUUGGCAGACGCUGCGUUGCAGGGGCAGACGUGGAUUGACUUUUUCCGCCUGACAAAGGAGGAGGUGCGGCCGAAGGGCUACAUCGAUCCGAGCGCCUCCCUGUACUUCUCCAAUACCGCGGCGGCAACGACAACGGCGCCUUCGUCAUCCGCCAUCCCAACGGCUUCGUUUCCCGUGGAGCACGCAGGAGGCAAAGAUACGCUGUCCUCCGCGUCAGACGGUGUCAUCGCCUCCGGGGCGGAGCUUGUUUUCGCGUACUAUCCCCGCCGCCCGAGCAGCCCGCCGGCCUGGGAAGAUGAUGUGACGGAGUCCGUGCCGCCGAUGCUUGCUGUUUCGACGGACUUCGCUACCGACGUGGACCGAGACGCAGAGCAGGUGGAUGACGCGAAUGAGGUGGAGGAGACGAAGCGCAGCUCCGUCGUUGGGCAGCAGCGCAGACCUCGGAGAAAAUAUAACCCCGUCUUCCGCAUUGAAGCUCCUUUCGGCAGGGCGGACCGGGCAGGAGCAGCGUCCGCGGACAGCGCGGCACAGCUCGCGGCCGAGUACGACGACGAGGACGAGGAUGGCGGUCUCGAAACGGACGCUGGUGCAGCCCUGGCGUCGGAGCUGCGUGGCACAUCGCGGCACGGCGUCGGUGGCCGUGCACCGCCCGCACUCGAUCCGAAUUCUGCGUCGACGACGUCCGCUUCGCUGGUGAAUGCUGCGAUUGCCGCCCUCGGCUCCGCCUUCCACCCCACCCCCGGCGUUGACGAUGUGAUGGUUGAUUUUGACGACGUCAAUCAUCGCCGCUACAACCGCGGCGUGCAGCCCACCUUGAUGCGCGACGGUGGACGCAAUAGCGCCAACACCGCGGCCAAUGAAGGAAGAGGAGGAGGAGCGCAGCAGCAUCAGCGUAACUUCCGUCUGUCCAUGCCGCAGGAGGGCCUGAGCGGGCAGCUGUCGUGGCGGCGAUUGCGAGAGCAAGAGAAUGCAGCAAAAGCCACGCAGAUGUCGGAGGGGCAGCAGCAGCCGGCAUCACAGGCGUCGACACCGCCCAGCGCACUGCGGAUGGACGCGCCGCGGUCACCGCGUAAGGUGGCUCGACCUCGCCGCCUUCGCAAGGACACAACAGAAGCGGCGGCGGCGCGUCCAUCCGCAGCAGACUCUGCGGCAUAA
Molecule: messenger RNA, 2849 nt
Organism: Leptomonas pyrrhocoris
Lineage: Eukaryota; Euglenozoa; Kinetoplastea; Trypanosomatida; Trypanosomatidae
Exons: 1
Coding region: 267-2849 (860 amino acids)
Source: RefSeq, a predicted model, not a curated record